Messenger RNA from Aureobasidium pullulans EXF-150, 918 nucleotides. Its product is annotated as WD40 repeat-like protein. Lineage: Eukaryota; Fungi; Ascomycota; Dothideomycetes; Dothideales; Saccotheciaceae. The record is from RefSeq and is a predicted model, not a curated record. Bases 1 to 918 code for a protein of 305 amino acids. Gene Ontology annotation, cellular component: nuclear pore outer ring; COPII vesicle coat. Gene Ontology annotation, biological process: COPII-coated vesicle budding; positive regulation of TOR signaling; protein import into nucleus. Gene Ontology annotation, molecular function: protein binding; structural molecule activity. The transcript is spliced from 5 exons.
AUGGCUCAAGUAAUCUCGAAUUCCGGUCACGAUGACAUGAUUCACGAUGCUGUCCUCGACUACUACGGACGUCGCCUGGCAACCUGCUCAUCUGACAAGACCAUCAAGAUCUUCGAGGUUGAAGGCGACUCACACCGCCUGGUAGACACACUCAAGGGACAUGACGGAGCCGUGUGGUGUGUAUCAUGGGCACACCCCAAGUACGGCACCAUCCUCGCUUCCUCCUCCUACGACGGCAAAGUGUUUGUCUGGCGCGAGCAAAACAACCAAUGGCAGCGCAUCUACGACUUCACCCUUCACACCGCCAGUGUCAACCUCAUCGCAUGGUCGCCGCCGGAGCCUGGCUGCCACCUGGCCUGCGCCUCGUCUGAUGGCUCCGUCUCUGUCAUCACUUUCAGCGACAACUCCUUCUCCCACUCCAUCUUCCCCGCGCACGCUAUGGGCGUGAACGCCGUCUCUUGGAGCCCGUCGCUUCUCCCUGCACAGCUAGCUGCUGCCCAAACACCCCAAUCUCAACCACAGCCCCUGCGCCGUUUCGUUACUGGUGGUAGCGAUAAUCUGGUCAAGCUCUGGGACUUCAACCCUCAAACCCAAUCAUACAACAACAUCUGCACUCUUACUGGACACUCAGACUGGGUGCGCGACGUCGCUUGGUCGCCAACUCCUCUUUCAAAGUCAUACAUUGCCUCGGCAUCGCAAGACAGAACUGUACGCAUCUGGACGUGCCAGGCAAACGCCGAUCCCGCCAACUCGUCGAGCUGGCAAAGCACAGAACUCAAGUUUGACGCUGUCGUCUGGCGUGUUAGCUGGAGUCUGAGCGGUAACGUUUUGGCCGUCAGCGGCGGUGACAACAGAGUCAGCCUAUGGAAAGAGAGUCUCAAGGGAGGAUGGGACUGCGUCAAGACCAUCGAGGAGUAG